Messenger RNA from Emericellopsis cladophorae, 1758 nucleotides. RefSeq lists its product as uncharacterized. NCBI's taxonomy places the organism in Eukaryota, Fungi, Ascomycota, Sordariomycetes, Hypocreales, Bionectriaceae. Gene Ontology annotation, biological process: response to hydrogen peroxide; hydrogen peroxide catabolic process. Bases 1 to 1758 code for a protein of 585 amino acids. The transcript has 7 exons. The record is from RefSeq and is a predicted model, not a curated record. Gene Ontology annotation, molecular function: heme binding; catalase activity. Gene Ontology annotation, cellular component: cytoplasm; mitochondrion; peroxisome.
AUGUCUACCAACCAAAACAAAGCAAGCGUUCACCCCUUGAAGGCCACUGCCGAGGCGAUUGCCGGAGGAACCCAAGGGGAGUAUCGCGCUCCUCGCAUGAGUCACAUGCAGAGUGCCAAUGAGGGCCCUGCCGACAUCAUCUCCAAGGUCUCUGGCGCCUCGCAAGGCGGCAAGAGGGUGGACGAUGGAGCCUACUUCACCAACAACGAGGGCCAUCCUUUCCCGGACCCUAAGACUAUUGGGGGGAUUCCCGUUGCGAGCGAUGUCCACCUGUUUCAGAAACAGCAGACCUUCAACCGCUCCAAGAAUCUCGAGCGAAUGGUCCAUCCUUGUGGUUCUGGCGCAUUUGGGUUCUUCGAGUGCACCGACGACGUGACCGAGUUGACGAAAGCAAACUUCCUCUCGACUGUUGGGGAGAAGACACCCGCCUUUGUACGCUUUUCCACGGUGACCCUUGGACGCGAGUUCCCCGACGAGGCUCGCAACCCGCGUGGCUUUGCCAUCAAGCUGUACACUGGCGAAGGCAACUAUGACAUUGUUGGGUUGAACUUUCCUGUGUUCUUUUGCCGUGAUCCUAUUCAAGGUCCGGAUGUCAUUCGGUCUCAGGCCCGCAACCCGGACAACUUCCUGCUGGACCAUGACGCCCUGUUCGACCUCCUCGCCAACACUCCCGAGGGAAACCACGCCGGCCUCAUGUUCUUCAGUGACCACGGUACACCGCAGGGCUGGCGGUUCAAACAUGGCUACGGCUGCCACACGUUCAAGUGGGUGAAUGCAGAGGGCCGCUUUGUCUACAUCAAGUACCACUUCAUCGCCAAGCAUGGUCAGAAGCAGUUCACCGACAGCGAGGCCAUGCAGAUGUGUGGCGAAGACCCAGACUACUCCAAGCGAGACCUGUGGCAGGCGAUCGAGAAAGGUGAGGAGAUUGAAUGGACGGCACACGUUCAGGUCAUGGAUCCUAACGAGGCCGACCCCGACUCUUUGGGCUUCGACCCAUUUGACGUGACUAAGGUCUGGCCCAGGAAGCAGUUCCCCAUGCGCAAGUUUGGCCGUCUUGUUCUGAACAAGAACCCCGAGAACUUCCACCGCGACGUUGAGCAGGCUGCGUUCUCGCCCGGGAGCAUGGUACCCGGCAUCGAGGACUCUCCUGACCCGCUGCUGCAGUUCCGCAUGUUCUUCUACCGCGACGCGCAGUACCACCGCAUCGGUGUCAAUUUGCACCAGGUGCCGGUCAACUGCCCCUUUAUGGCCAAGUCGUACGCGUCACUCAACUUUGACGGGCAGAUGCGCGUCGACGCGAACCACGCGGGCAACAAGCAGUAUGCGCCCAACAGCUUUGCUCACAAGUUCAGACCCGAUGCGGCUGAGGCUCCGUAUGCCGUCAACGACAACAUUGUCAGCCGCAAGAGUCACUACUGGCACGAGGGUAAGAAGAGCGACUACGCACAGGCGACGGAGCUCUGGACGAAGGUCAUGUCUGAGCAGGAGAUGAAGAACACGUGCUACAACACGGCCAAGGGCCUGCGCAGGGUCCAGUUUCCCGAGAUCCAGUACAAGUAUCUUGCGCAGAUCUACAACAUCGCACCAGAUUAUGCGCGAGGCGUCUACGACGGCCUGACCGACCCGCAGUUUGGUUUUGACAAGGUCGAGGAAAUGGCCAAGACGGCGCACGUCUGGUACAAGGAGAAGAAAUUCCAGCCGUCGACUGAGAACAAGCUGGUCGGCAAGAUGCCAUCGAUGCCUGUUUACAAUGUCUGA